AUGGUGGAGCAGCAAGUGAGGAAGCUGUGGGCAGGACAUCCAGAGCUGAAGGGGGAAGAAAUGGGAAAAGAAGCCGUGAGAGGACCCGAGGCGGAUGUGAGGAGCAUACCAGCAGAUGCGGCGUGUAACCAGGGGCAAGGUGACCUAUGGGUCGCUCGAUGGGAAGGUCCGGUGAGGGACCCGGCCAAGAAGCAGGAAGAAGCAGCGAGGGAGAGCAAGGAAGAGGGGGCGUGGGAGUGCCUGACAAUAGGAGAAGGACUGGAGCAUACAGUGGGAGAUGCAAUGAGUAAGAAAGAACAAAAGGCCGUGAAGACAGUAAAGGGGAUUAAGGGAGAGACAUGGGAAGAUGAGUCGAUGGAGCCAGCAACACAGGUGCUGACAGAACCAGCGGGAAUGAGAGUGGCUGAGAACUGGGUGGCAUGGGACAGGGAGCAUACCUGCAGAGAGGGAUAUGCUGGAAUGCAGCCCAUGGGCACGGGCACAGUGAGGCAGAGGGGAGGCAGCAUGGGGGGGACAGUGAAGGCAGCAGCACUUAGCUGUGUCUUUUCCCCUUCCCUGCGUCCUUCCCCUUUUCCCUCCCCCAUGGCCAUUUCGGUCCCCCAGUCCAUGGGCACAGGCACGGUGAGGCAGAGGGGAGACGCCAUGGGGGGGACAGUGAAGGCACGCUCUGCACCAUCCGCCUAUGCUGAUGAUGAUGAACCUGGUGGGUGCCAAUUGUGGUGGUGUGGGACUGGCAUAGGUGGUGUGGUGACUGGCAUAGGUUGUGUGGUGACUGGCAUAGGUGGUGUGGUGACUGGCAUAGGUGGUGUGGUGACUGGCAUAGGUGGUGUGGUGACUGGCAUAGGUGGUGUGGUGACUGGCGUAGGUGGUGUGGUGACUGGCAUAGGUGGUGGUGUGGCGUGGCGUAGGUGGUGUGGUGACUGGCGUAGGGGGUGUGGUGACUGGCGUAGGUGGUGUGGUGACUGGCAUAGGUGUGUGGUGACUGGCAUAGGGGUGUGGGUGACUGGCAUAGGUGGUGUGGUGACUGGCAUAGGUGGUGUGGUGAGUGGCAUAGGUGGUGUGGUGACUGGCAUAGGUGGUGUGGUGACUGGCAUAGGUGGUGUGGUGACUGGCAUAGGUGGUGUGGUGACUGGCAUAGGUGGUGUGGUGACUGGCAUAGGUGGUGUGGUGACUGGCAUAGGUGGUGUGGUGACUGGCAAAGGUGGUGUGGUGACUGGCGUAGGUGGUGUGGUGACUGGCGUAGGUGGUGUGGUGACUGGCAUAGGUGGUGUGGUGACUGGCGUAGAUGGUGUGGUGACUGGCAUAGGUGGUGUGGUGACUGGCAUAGGUGGUGUGGUGACUGGCAUAGGUGGUGUGGUGACUGGCGUAGGUGGUGUGGUGACUGGCAUAGGUGGUGUGUGA
Messenger RNA from Closterium sp. NIES-65, 1401 nucleotides. NCBI's taxonomy places the organism in Eukaryota, Viridiplantae, Streptophyta, Zygnematophyceae, Desmidiales, Closteriaceae. The record is from the annotation of a GenBank genome assembly.